Leptomonas pyrrhocoris is the source of this 4539-nucleotide messenger RNA. Its product is annotated as putative AAA family ATPase. The coding region runs from base 322 to 4539 and encodes 1405 amino acids. The transcript has a single exon. Gene Ontology annotation, molecular function: ATP binding; ATP hydrolysis activity; proteasome-activating activity. The record is from RefSeq and is a predicted model, not a curated record. Gene Ontology annotation, biological process: proteasome-mediated ubiquitin-dependent protein catabolic process. NCBI's taxonomy places the organism in Eukaryota, Euglenozoa, Kinetoplastea, Trypanosomatida, Trypanosomatidae. Gene Ontology annotation, cellular component: proteasome regulatory particle, base subcomplex.
GGGCUGGGGGUGAUUCAGUCUUUCUAAGCGCCACACACCCACCUCACUGUGCGUGCGUCGUCCUGUGCGAGGGAAAGAAGAAGCGCAACACCACGUACUAUCCGUAUAUAUAUAAAGGGCGUCCGUACCACACACACAGAGAGGAAACUGCCGCCACUCCUUACGCAUCGCGAAAGAGCGAGAGAGCGAGAGAGCGAGAGUGCUGGCGUGUGCCCUCCUUUGGAUCGCCACGAAAGAAACCUGCGACCGUAGAGCGCACCUAAGGUAAGUCGUUAAAGAUAGCUUUAUCUAUUUAUCCAUUUUUUUUUUAAUUCAGAUCGGAUGCCACCGAAAAGGAAGGCCGCCGUGGAGAAGAGCGUGGCGCGACCCUCCCACAUUCAGAAAGCGACCGCGUCCAACCACCGGCACAACGGCAACAGCAGCGGCGGCAACCACACACCGCAGAACUGCGGCGACGCGCCUGCCAUCGCUGCACGCCUUGCCAGCACCGAGGUGGACAGCCGUGUACACAACAUGCGGACCUUCUAUGAAACAGGGCGCUUCGUUUCCCCACCACACACCUACACGGAGCUGCUCCGCGCCUACGUGGAGUUUGUGGUCUGCAGCGUGCCGGGUGCAGCACCGAGCACCGCGCCGAGCACCGCGCCGACGUCCUCACCGCUGCAUAACGGUGCGGCCACGACCACACGAACCGCAGGGCACCACCCAGCCCCGCCGCCGGCAGUGGAUCGCGAGACGCAGGUGCGGGCGCUGCUGUUUGUGGCUGUGCCGCACCGCGUGGCGGCGUACUUUGAGGAAAUACAACUGCUCCCGUUGGAGGAGGAGGAGGAGGAUGCGCCGGAGCGUGCGGCCGGUCGGAAGCGCGACCGCGGCCCCUCCAGCCCCAGCUCUACCCACGACCGGCAGAAACAUCCACGUCCGUUAGAAAAGGAAGGGGAAGGUGUCGGCGAAGCAGCGAACGGCAGCGGCGCACCAGCGGACACGGUGGCUGACUCGCUUUCUCCCCAAAUCAUGCAGCAGCGUCUUGCCGCGUACGGUGCCGAGCACCUCCCGGGCUUCGACUCCGACUCGGCCUAUUUGGCCGCCAAGGAUGUGUUGAUCUACAUGGAGCACUACGCCUACCUCCUCGCGGGAAUGAUGCUCGGCGCCUCCUUGCUCAGGAGUAUCGAAGUGGCGAACCUGGACUUCCGCCGACAGUGUGUGCCGUGCGUCGAGGCGACCGUGCAGCUUGUGCGCCGCUGCACCGAAGCGCAGCUACGCAAGAUGUCACUGGAACCCCGAGUGGUGCGUCUCAGCACCCGCCUGCACCUCUCCGCGAAGGCGGCCAGAACCCUCGAGUACAUGCUCGUCUGCCAGUGCGGCCGCUACACCCCCGGCGCCAUCGCAGAGCCGCUGCGGCCGGUCAACAUCGCGUACCACAACGACCUCACCCCGCAGGAGCUGCUAUCCAUUCUGUCCGACAGCGGCGUUCUGUGGAAGCAGGGACUCGCCUUCUCGGACAUCAAGAUGCGUUCGUCCUUUACGGAAUGCAGGUACGGCCUGCCGCUGGAAACCAUCGCGGCUCUCAGUGGCGACCAGCUGUCAGAGGAGCAGCUGAUCAAGUUGGAGCGCACGGCGCUCUCGGAGGUGCUGAACGAAGAGCGGCAGAUGAAGCCGACGAGGUCGGUGUCACCGGGGCGGGGUGCCAUCCAGACCAGUGGCGAGAAGAGCGGCCGCCCCCCGCUGGCGACCUCCUUCAAGAACUGUAGCGGCCGGAAUAAUAGCGGUAGUGGAGGUGCCAGAGGCUUCGCCACGCGGCGGAGAUCUCGCUCACCUCUCCCGCGGCGGCGCGGCGAGGCAGCAGAAGAGAGGGCGGAGCAGGACGAUGACGACGUCGACUACGACGAGACCGCCUCGACGGCGGACAGCACGCUGACGACGGCCGAGGACGCGCUGGAGGACGUGCUGGACCACAUCGACCCGAAGAUCCUCGCCGCGGGAGAUCCGAAACAGAUUCAAGAGGCGGUGGCGCAGCAUCUGCACAGCAGCGCCGCAGCAGCAGCCGAAAGCAAGAAGAAGACCACCGCGGUGGCGGUGGCGACAUCGAUGACCGCAAAGACGGCGGAGGUAGCGGAGGAGACGCAAGACGGGGAGCAGGGAUCGGUGGGGGCGGCACCGACUGCCACGGCAGGUGCCCCGCUCACACCGGCUGCAUCAACGCUGGACACGGCACGCAAGCCGCGGCUGGCACUGGCCGACAUCAAUCCCCUGGCGCAACGCUGCCGACAUGGCACCGCGGACCCCAACUCGCCGCCGUCAUCGUCGCCGCUGACCGCGCAGACGGACCCCUCCCUGCGCGGCAAACCCUACGACUCCGAUAUCGAGUACAUGGACGCGGCUUUCCGCAUCCUGGCGAACAUCAUCCGCAUCCGCUACGCGGAGGGCGACAUGAAGGACGAGGACGACAGCUUCUCCCCAAAGAACAAAGUCGAGGCGUCGCUGCGUGAGCUGAAAGGUAAGGUGCGCGUUGCGGCUGCGGUGCACGAGUCGCGACUGCAGGCCACACUCGCCGCCAACACUUUCACCCCCCGCAUCGAGCAGCUCGCCGGGCGUCUGAAGCUGACGGAGAUGGAGAAGCAAAUCAUGCUGUUUAUGGUGGGCAACGUCGUCUCGCACGAUAUGCUGGUGGCGGUGAACGGCCGCUACGUGAUGCAGGAUGGGCAGCGGCCCAUCACGGUGGGCUACACCCUCUUUGUGCUGUGCGAGACGCUUGAGGAGCGGGUGGUGGCCCGGCGCGCCUUCUACCAGUCUGCCCCCCUCGUCGCCAAUGGGGUGUUGUCGCUGUCUUUCGAGACCACCAGUCGCUCCCGCUUCAACACGGACUUGAUGGAGUACUUGGUCGACAUCGAUCGCAAGAUUGUGGAUGACGUGAUGGGCAUUACGGCGGAGACGGCGGAGAUGGUGCCCGGGUCGCAGCUGUACCUCCCUUCUGUGCAGCUGGCGAACGUUGUGCUCCCUACCUCCACCAUGGACCGCGUGCUCUCCACGAUUGAGCACUACAGCCUCUUUGAGCAGUGCAAGAAGCAAAGCGGGUUCGGCGACGGCUUGGGGAUGAGCAAAGGCGGGCUCGUCAUGCUCUUCUUCGGCCCGAGCGGCACCGGCAAGACGAUGCUGGCCAACGCCGUCGCGCACCAUCUGCAGAAGAAGAUCUUGCUCGUCAGCAUCUCACAGUUUCGCUCCUCUACCAAAGCGGAGGGCGAAGCGCUCAAGUUUCUCUUCCGCGAGGCGAAGCUCAGUGAGGCCAUUAUCUUCUUCGACGAGUGCGAGUCCCUCUUCGAGGACCGGCAGAACAACACCACUGUGACCGCGCUGCUGUCAGAGUUUGAGAACUACGACGGGCUCAUCAUCCUCGCCACGAACAAGGCGCAGAACUUCGACGAGGCGAUGAACCGCCGCAUCUCGCUUAUGAUGGAGUUCCGGCCGCCGGACCACCAGCUGCGGCUGCGCAUUUGGAAGUCACACCUCCCGCCGCAGCUCCCGCUCGCCGACGACGUCUCCGUGGAGAAGCUGGCGCUAAAUUACGAGCUGUCAGGCGGCCUCAUCCGUAACGCGGUGCUGGCCGCUCUUAGCCAAGCCGUCGCACGCGAGAAGAGCGCCUCGCCGACGCUGACGAUGGCCGACCUCGACGAAGGCGCUCGUCUGCAGCUGCGCGGCUUCUUCCUGGCGGCCGAGCGGCCGGAGGGGGUGAGUGAGUCCUACGUGACGCCAAAGAACACCCUGGCGGCGCUGGUGCUGGAGGCCCCACUCGCCAAGAAGCUGGAGACGAUCGCCAGCGUAGCCAAGAUUCGCAGCACCCUCUACACCCAGUGGGGCUUCAGCGAGGACGCGAACGACAACUGUGGGGCGCUGUAUCUCUUCCACGGCGUCAGCGGCACCGGCAAGUCGCUCGCGGCGGAGGGCAUCGCGUACGAGUGCGGGGCAACGAUUCGGCUGUGCAACGUGGCUGAGCUGCUCCUGCGGGAGGAGAUGCACGUGCACGCCGUCUUUGAGGAAGGCCGCCGCCUCGGUGCCAUCAUCGUCUUUGACGAGGCGCAGGUGCUCUUUAACGAGUCGCCGAAGAGUCUGCAGCUGUCGCAGCUUAUCCAGUACCACGCGCGCCGCUACCCACGGCCGGUGAUUGUGAUAGCGACGACGACCAGUCGCGACGGCGGUGGCGGCCGACAGCUCUUCUCCACGCACAGCGUCAACUCCCGCUCGUCCUGCAUGCUGUUCCAGGCAGAGAUUGCAUUCGUGCUGCCAAGCCGGCCACUGCGGGAGAAGCUGUGGCGGCGUGCGUUUCCGGAGCGGGCGCCGAUCGCCGUCGAUGUCGAUUACGCGAAGCUGAGCGCGUCGGGCAUCUCCCCCAAGCUGAUCCGCACGGUGGCCUUUAACGUGUGCUGUGAGGCGGCGCUGCUGCCGGUGGCGGAGCGCACGGUGACGAUGGCGAUGAUCGAGCAGGAGAUCGAAAAGGCGCUGGUGCGGGAGCGGAGCUCGGCAUCGACCAGCGCGAUGUUUGCAUGA